AGAAGUUGUUCCGCAAUAUGAAAGUGUAAACAAAAGCCGGGGUCGUUGUCCUCCACGGGUCUUUUUCAGUAUGUCUGGACUUAAGUUCUGUGCGAACCUUUCCUGGCUCUUCACCGAGCUCCCGGACUUCAGCCAGCGGAUCUCCGCGGCUGCUGCCGCCGGCUUUAAGGCUGUGGAGGCCGGCUGGCUCUACGACUCCGACCUGCCGGAGCUGCAGAGAACCAGAGAGGCUGCAGGAGUGGAGAUGGUGCUCAUCAACACCCCGCCCGGAAACGUCAGAGCGGGGGAUCUGGGUCUGGGAGCAGUUCCUGGGAGAGAAGUGGACUUCAGACUGGGUCUGGAUCUGGCUGUAAAAUAUGCAAAAGCCUUGAAGUGUAAACGGAUUCACCUGAUGGCAGGGAGGGUUCCUGUGGACUCCCACAGACACACGGUUGCUCAAGAAAUGGAAGCUGUGUUUGUGCAGAACCUGAUCUAUGCUGCAGAUAUCCUCUCCAAGGAGGGGAUCACUGGACUGAUUGAGCCCAUCAACACCAGGAUCACCGACCCCAGAUACUUCCUGGACUCUCCUCAUCAGGCAGCUGCAAUACUGGAGAAGGUUGGAAAGCCAAACAUCAAACUACAAAUGGACAUCUUCCACUGGCAAAUAAUGGAUGGAAACUUGACACAGAACAUACACAAGUAUUUCCCCAUCAUAGCAUCACAGACAUGA
Molecule: messenger RNA, 709 nt
Organism: Nematolebias whitei (Rio pearlfish)
Lineage: Eukaryota; Metazoa; Chordata; Actinopteri; Cyprinodontiformes; Rivulidae
Gene: hyi
Product: hydroxypyruvate isomerase
Exons: 7
Coding region: 71-709 (212 amino acids)
Biological process (GO): glyoxylate metabolic process
Molecular function (GO): hydroxypyruvate isomerase activity
Source: RefSeq, a predicted model, not a curated record